Molecule: messenger RNA, 6192 nt
Organism: Cladocopium goreaui
Lineage: Eukaryota; Dinophyceae; Suessiales; Symbiodiniaceae
Source: the annotation of a GenBank genome assembly
AUGGCAGCGCUGGAUGAUGCGGCAAAACGUGAGUUCGUCACGGAGAAUGCGGCGGCAGAUCUGCAGUAUGUGCUGGAGGACAGUUCAACGGAAGGGACAUUUGCUAUGCCUACAACGCCCAAGGGUGUGCCGGCAAGUGCGGCCGCGUUCAUUGCUGCAGGGUUCGUGGAUGCUUUGGUCAACACAGUUGACAUCGCUCGAAGCAGCGAGGAUGAUUUGUCAGGCGAAGGGCUCUGGCAGAAGUUUUUCACAGAGGGCAAGGCAUUUAUGGAAGAGAUCACCGGGCCCACGCCCCAUUCGUUCGAAGCAUGGCAUUAUCCAUAUGGUUUCCUUUGGGUUUCAGCUGCCAACAAACAGACUCUGGGUGAACACAAUUUCUUCAUUUUUCAAUGCAAACGGAUGGCAACAACAGCCUUCAAAGCUGGGAAGAUUUACUUGUGGGAACACCCAGAGGACUUGGGCAGAGUCAAAGACACGGACGAUGUCCCUGGAAGCAUCUGGCAAUGGGAUGAACUACGCACAUUGCAACUGGAAUCGGACGCAACAACAUGGGCAAUCUACCAAUGCCAUUUUGGCGCAGACACACCCAAGCCCACCCGGUUCUUGGGAAACAUUGACAAGGAAAUGCCCCACAGCGGGUGGCCAACUUUUGAUGCAGAAGGUUUUUACUCUGGACCUUUGGGGGCUGGCUGUGGUCAUCGGUUCCAUGUGCGUAAGCUGAUUGGAAAAACCAAAGGUGUUUGGAACACCUCUCCAUCAGCAGCUUAUCCUUCAAAGCUCUGCAAGUACUUAGCCCAAUUGCUCUUGUCUCGCUUCGUUGGGGGGCGGACAGUCCUCGACAAACCAGCGCUUUCAGCAGUGGAUGGGCCAUCUCAAGUACGGCCGGCUACUGAAGAGGAGGAAGAUCAGGGCCAUACAGAGGGGACAGAGGACAACAUCUCACCCCUAGACGACGACAAGGUCAAGGAGGUUUCAGAAGACGUCCCAUACAAUGGGGGGUGCUCUGGACAACCUAUCUCGUCUGACUGGGAUUUGAAACGUGCUCGAUUGGUGGAUGGUCUGGGCCUCUGCUCACCCAACCGCUGGUGGCCUUCAGAUCGUUUUGUUUUCCAGCAAACCUCUGCAGCUGGCUUGGCCGAAGAUCUUCAUGAAUUGGUCCGGAGCUUUGUGAUAAAGAACAUCGCUGACUUGAGGCAGGCAUCCUUUGAGCUUGCAGUUGGGAAGAUGACUAAGUUUCCUUUCUCUAGUGAGGCCUUAGAGGAGGUGCGCAAACGUUGGGCACAAUUGCUGUCACGGCCGGACAAGGCCCUCUUCAAGGCUGAGAGACAACCCUUUUUGCUGGAGCUUCUUUCUCAGACGUUACAAGGCUUAGGUGACCCAGACUGGCGGGUGCUCACAGAGCAGUUCGAUUCCUUCUCGUCAGGGGUACCAGUGGGUUACGACCAACCUUUGCCCCGAGUGUCAGCCGUGUUUCCUCCCAAGGAGAGAUUUCGAAAACUGGAUGACUCCGUCUUCAUGGAGGACUCGGUCAAUUAUAAGUCUGCAGACGGCAUGUCACACAAGCUGGAGGAGAAGUUCAGGGAGGAGGAAGCUUUGGGUCGAAUGUACCCUACAACCUUGGGGGCGUUGCAAUCACGAUUUGCUGGACAGAAGGUGCUGAUAGCUCCGAUGGGAGCCUUGGAGAAGCCGGAUGGAGGUGUGAGACCUUUACAUGAUGCCACACACCAUGUGCAAGUCAACAAUGCAAUUCAAUUCCAAGAUCAACUGGAGUACCCUGGCCCUGGCGAUCCCGCAGCGGUGGUUGAGUCCUCUCGCUUGGUGCGGGCCCCUAACUUGCAGAUUGUUUAUGUGGACGACCUGCACAUUUUGGUUUGGGGGCCUGACAAGUUUCUUUGGUUAUGGAUGAUGAUUGCUACCUAUGAGAUUGUGGGCACCCCCUUUGGAUACCACAAGUUCAAAGGGGGACUGGAGAUUCCUUUCAUUGGUUACGAAUUGGAUUAUUACCGAAAGACCAUUGGCAUAUCUCUCAAGAGGGCACGUUGGCUGAGAGACUUCAUGGGGGAGCUGGAGCAGAGGCGCUACACGGUGCCAAUGAGGGACUUCAACGAAUUUCUGGGGCGGCUGGGUUUUGUGGCAAGGAUUCUGGUUUGGAUCAAACCUCACCUGGCGCCACUUUACAGUUGGAGCGCUGCCUUGGAUCGGGGCUGUGUGGCGACGAUGCCCAAGAUGGUCAGGUUGGUGAUUCUUUAUCUCCAGUCCCAGUUGGAGGUUUUGACAAGGCGGCUCAGCAGCUCAGACGCGGACGACCUAACGAACGGUCUGGUCGCCAAGUUCGAUGCAAAGCUGCGGGUGUCAGGUGUUUUCGAAGAUUUGUAUCUUGAGCUGUUGGAACAGCUGUGGGCGGCACGGGAAGACUUCUUAGAUAAAGAGAUGGCGCUGUCCGCGGAGGAGUUUUACUGGCUUUGCCAUCUUUUCUGGAGCUUUAUCAGGACCGAUUUGCCCAGUGGAUUUCGACCACGUCAACUUGAAUGCCUUCGAGAGCACCUUCGUGCCGUCCUUCUCCACAUCGGAGACAAUCGCUCUACGACUUGGAUUACCAAUGUCUGGAAGGCGUUGACGGUGGUGUUGACAAGUCACCGCAGCGGACAUGACAUUCAGUCCUUACAAAAUGUGCUGCUUAUGACGGAUAUCACCGAGGCAUCAAUGGGCAUCCCCCGUGGAUCUUGGUCCUAUUGGGCUCUGAGUUAUUCACCAGAUGCUGAACACCGCGGCAAGGUCAAUGCAGAGUGUCGCAGGAUUUUGGUGUCGAUUAGCCGACACUUGCCCGAGGACGAUUCACACGGGACCGGAGAUCUUUUAGGAGAGAUUGAUUCUUUCCUGGGCAACGUAUCCCUUGGACUACGUGCUUCUUCCAUUGGGGCGGAAGGCACGGGUGACGUGGCCCAGACCAUCGGGUCCGGUGAACCAGCUGAAGGAUCUAUGGCAGUUUCAAAGGAGGUUCCCUUGCUCCCGUGUCAAGUGCCUGAGGAGGACGGGGAACUCGCGCAGCGAGAACGAGCGGCUGAAGCGUUCGAUGUCCAGGUUGUAGCAGACGAGAAGGAAAGAGCAACGAUGGCGGACCCACUUGCAAAGGAGGCCUUUAGCGGAGCAGAGGACAGCGUAGCAGGUGCAGCAGCUUCGAGUGCGGUUGGGCAACGCCUGCCUGCUGAGGUCUCUGGGAAGGAUAACUCGAGUGCCGAGGCGGACGAGGAUGCAAUCCGUGGAAUAGCAUCAGUGGCAGUUGCGCAAAACUUUCAAAAUGCCAAGGCCAGGAAUGAGAGAAUACUGGAGUUGAUGGACAAACUACAAGUUGAGGUUGCUGCCAGCGGCUACCAAAGUGCCAACAGUGUGGCGGAGGCGUGGAAAUUGGACCCAUUGAAAAAGAUCCAACAGCUGGAUGCAGCACGCGCAGCAGCCUCUGUGGCCGUUUCGCAAUGCUUGCAAAAUGCGAAGGCUGCUUCCAGCGGCUACCAUAGUGCCAACAGUGUGGCGGAGGAUGAUGCAGCACGCGCAGCAGCCUCUAUGGCGGUUUCGCAAUGCUUGCAAAAUGCGAAGGUUGCUUCCAGCGGCUACCAUUGUGCCAACAGUGUGGCGGAGGAUGAUGCAGCACGCGCAGCAGCCUCUAUGGCCGUUUCGCAAUGCUUGCAAAAUGCGAAGGCCCGAUUUACCCACUGCUGCGCGAUGCAAGGAAGUUUGCGUGUUGACAAGAGCUCCCACGUGCUGCAAAAAUGCAACAAGUGUUGGACGCAGGUUGCUUCCAGCGGCUACCAUUGUGCCAACAGUGUGGCGGAGGAUGAUGCAGCACGCGCAGCAGCCUCUAUGGCCGUUUCGCAAUGCUUGCAAAAUGCGAAGGUCGCUGCCAAUGAUCACCACAACACUGUUCUGGAGGCGCGGUGUGUGGCUGCACAACAUGUGGAGUCAUGGACUGCCAGCAUCUUGUUGCUGCAACAAGUGUUAGCAGGGCUGAAUAACGGCGACCACGAGAGGUUAGGGGGAUCGACUGGCCCCCUGCUGGAGGAGGCCCAAGAGGUGGCUAGCUGCAGAGAUGAAUCAGCGCAAGGACCACUUGACAUCCUGGAGUUUGACCUGCAGGGCAUCCCUGACCCGCCAGUGACACAUGAAAUCUGUGAGUCAAAGGAUGAUGAGGAGAGGCCUAGCACGGCAGAUAUGAAACAGGAUGACUUGGUCAGCACUUGCGACGGGAGUCGCAGAGAUCCAGAGAGCAGAUGUGAUUUUUGGGAAGGCUCAGAGCUGGGACGCCCCAGUUCCUCUGACCGGCCCCAGUCGGAACGUCGCGAGCGCCCGCAUGAGCUCAUCAGCCGGCCAGUCAAACCACUAUGUGAAGAGGAGGAGUGUCGAGAGAAUGAGGAUGGUGCAGCGGGUACAAUGCCACCAGUGCCGUCGGCGCCAGCAUCACCAUGCCAGGACGAGCAGUCAGAUGCAAGAAGAAUGCGCAGAGAAGCAGAGAAACUUGUGAGUGACAUCGAGGCAAAAGCGCAUGAAGUAUUGAGGGAGCAGGAGGAGGAGGCAAAUGCCAUUCGGAUACGGAGAGAAGCAGAAAGACUUGUGGAUGAACUGGAGGCAAAAGCGAAAAAAGCCCUGAGAGAAAAGCACGAGGAGCAGCUCAGUGCCACAAGAAUUCGACAAGAAGCUGAACGAAUUGUGGAUAGGGUGCAGGAAAGGGCUCAGGAGGCCGCCAAAGAACAACAGGAACGAUCCAAUGCCACGAGUCUGAGGAAACAGGCGGCAAAACUUGUUGAUGAAGUGGAGGCAGAGGCGCGAAAAGCCUUAAGAGAACAGCGAGAGCGCUCACAAUCUAGACAAGAAGGCAGAGUUGAGGCGAAGGAACCAUCUACAGCUGCCGCCGACCCAGAUCCGGCCACUACCAAGCUCCGUGUCGAGGCAGAGAAGUUGGAGGCGGAGAUCCGGGCAACUUUCACUGAGCAGCAGAAGAAAGAUGCAGCUGAUAGGGCUGAGGCCACGAGCAGAGCGUUGGACGCCCAAUUCGAAGCUCUUCAAGAAAGUGAGAAGGAUCGUGCGGAGGCGUUCCAAGCUUUGGAAGCAACACGUGAAGUGGUUCGCCAGGGUGACCUGGCCUAUGCGAAGGCCGAAUUGUCCGAGACAGCUAGACGGGAAGCAGAGGAGAGAGCCAAAGCACAAGAGAAAGAGAUUCAAGAUGCCCGACGUCGCAUGAUGCAAGAACAAGCGCUUCAGAAAACAGAGUCGGAACGACGAGAGGCGCUGAGAGCUCUGCAAGCUACUCGCCAAGUUGCGCGGAACUCCAACGACGAUGCCAAGGCAAAAUGGGAGCAGAUGAAGGCACAAGCAGCAGAAGCGGAACGAGAGGUGAAAGAGGCUGCGAACAAAUGGAACCGCCAAGCCGAGGAGAAGGCGGCCCAGGCCCAAGUUGGCCAAGUCGCCGAAACUGAAAUACGCUCCGAAGAACGCAAAGUCCAAAAGGUGCAACCAGAUGUAAAAGACGAAUUGGAACGUGCGCAGGCAGAAGCUGAUAAUUUAUUGGCUUCAGCACAGAAAGCAAAGGCCUUGGCUGAAGAAGAGCACGAACGUACUCAGCAACUUCAGCUGGAGGCGAAACGAGCCGAGGCAAAGGCGAAGGCUGCACAGAUGGAAGCCUUGAAAUGCCGGGAGAAGCUUCGCAUGUCUCAGAAAGAGGCGGACGACGCUGAACGCGCGCGAUGUGAAGCAGUCUUGCAAAAGGUUCGCUGGCGAGUCGAAGCUCGACGUUUGGAGGUUGAGGAAGAACUCUUCAGCCAGGUACGAAAUAAGAUGGAGGCGCAUGGCCUUAGAAGGGUGCCUCAAAGCGAAAAGAGCGCGAUGGAAGAACCACAGGUCCAAAAGCCUGAAACCUUUGAUCAGAUGGUGCAGCGUAUGCGUGGCACCUGGGACCAGCGUCUCAAAGUCUUGGAAGGACAAGGACGGACUCCAGGAUCGCAGAGGCCAAGGUACUGAGUAGCUUGCAUUUAGCGUGUUGACUGGGAUUUAGUACCUGCGUGAAGAGAGUGGACCUCAGAGUUUCAGGAUUUCUGCCAGGUCCUUCCCAGGAUGUCUCCUCUUGACUGGAGAAGAACUCUAGUUUGCGGGGAUGCCGACACGCAAAGACACUGUGUCCAUACAUCCUUUGCUCAAUCAACA